AUGCCCUGGCUCGGUCAUCCGCUGAAGUACCGAAUGAAGAGGGAUGGCGACAAAAUGACGUUCACGGACCUUGUCAGUCUGUACACGCCCGCGGAAAACGAUUACCUAUCAAGAUUUGUCGACAAAUUCCUAUACCCCCUCUUCUUGACUCCCGGGUCAAGCAAAGAAGCGAAGUACGUAAACGAACAAAAGAUGCAGAAAUUCGUUACCUUCGUGGGCACGAUCAUCUCAAUUGGCUUCCUUGUAUCUGCGAUGUGGAUUCUGUGGCGACUGGAUGACCACAUGGUAGCCAAAUUGGGGACGGUCACUGGCUUUGUUGUGGCUUUCGCAGGAUGGCUAGGCUUCCUGACAACGGCGCAAAGGAAAGACGUCAUCGCAGCAACGGCGGCAUAUGCGGCUGUACUGGUUGUUUUCGUCAGCCAACAGAGCCCGACGGCGGUUGUGGCGCAAGGCACUGGUGCUGCGGUAACGCAAAGCUGA
Messenger RNA from Alternaria triticimaculans, 480 nucleotides. RefSeq lists its product as uncharacterized. The record is from RefSeq and is a predicted model, not a curated record. Bases 1 to 480 code for a protein of 159 amino acids. NCBI's taxonomy places the organism in Eukaryota, Fungi, Ascomycota, Dothideomycetes, Pleosporales, Pleosporaceae. The transcript is spliced from 2 exons.